Gossypium raimondii (Peruvian cotton) is the source of this 1159-nucleotide messenger RNA. RefSeq lists its product as uncharacterized. The coding region runs from base 1 to 591 and encodes 196 amino acids. The transcript has 3 exons. Lineage: Eukaryota; Viridiplantae; Streptophyta; Magnoliopsida; Malvales; Malvaceae. The record is from RefSeq and is a predicted model, not a curated record.
AUGAUAAAGCACAAUGCAUUACUAAAACACCUGAUGCUAACUGGGAUAUUAUAUAGCGGCUGGAAUAAAGCUGCUGUUGGGAAGCAAAUUUGGGAUAUUAUUUGUACUAAAUCUUCUCUAUGGGUUGUUUGGAUUGCUAAGAACAAGUUAAAGCUCAUCAGCUUUUGGGGCAUUACUAAAACACCAGAUGCUAACUGGAUAUUCCAAAAGUUACUAUUGUUAAAGACGUCUGGAGGAAUGGAAGAUGGCGAGUGGCGACUACCUGACCCAAUGGAUCAGUUGACUCUUCAGGCAUGGGAGGAAGUGCAGAAGUUCUCUUUACCUACAACUGAAGACACUAUUGCUUCUGCUUGGGAAGCUAUUAGAGAUUGUAAGCCACAAGUGAGCUGGUACAAGUUACUGUGGGGCAAACUUAAAUCAGGAAUAGGCUUGCUACUAAAGAGAGGUUGUUUCGAUGGAAGAUUACGUCUGAUGACUUGUGCAGCUUUUGUUCUUCUCAUAAAGAGAUUGUCGAGCACCUUUUCUUUGAAUGCUCUAUUUCUGGCACAGUUUGGAAGGAUGUAUUACAGAGAUGAUCUACUAAGCGGAUAGAUGCUGACCACGAGUUUUAAAGUUGCUCCUCCAUAUCCAAGGCGAGAAUCGAAUCUUCGACCACUGAUUAAGGUAAAAAAAUUAUUACCAUCUCAUUUAAACUCUCGUGAUUAAUUAAAAAAAAAUUAAUGUAAUAAAAUAUAAACAUUCACCUAAAAUAAAGUGAGUAAAAGGUUAUUUUAAUUAUUUCGAUUUUUAUAAUUUAUUCUUCAUGCCUUCAAUCUUGCUUACUGAACUUGCCCAAUUGGCAGUCUGCUAUUUCUAUUUUUUUAACAACAACAACAACAACAACAAUAAUAAUAACUGCAUAUAUAAGAUUAAACAUGUAUUUAAUAAAAAUUAUAUAUAAAUUCAAUUAGUGUCACCCAUCAACCGUUCUCAACUCAAUCAUAAAGUUUGCAAAAGCCCAUUAUUUUAACAAAUAAAUAUUAUUGGCAUAAUUGGCCCUUCGACUUUGCAAAAAAAUUAUUUUAGCCAUCAAUUUAAUUUUUCACCUCAUUUAUCCCUUGAAAUUGCAUUAUUUGUCAAAUCACGUUACCAAUUAUUUUUUUAAUAUUUAAAAUUAUUU